GCCUUAUCAAGGCUUUAAAAGUUGAGACUUUUGUUUGGAAAUAUGGAAAAUUACAACGAUAAUAAUUUUAUUUUCUCUACGACACAACGACCCUGUGUAGACUAGUGUGUAGUCGUGUAGUGUGUUUCGUCGCUGAACUGCUCUCAUAGAGCGCAAUAAGAUUAAAUGUUGAUUACACUUUUAGACUGUUCAACUUCAACAUUUCUCACUUCGUCUGUAAUGCAGUAAAUUCUCGCAAGUUCGCAAUCGGUAUGCUCAACCUUUAUUUUUAGUUAAUUUUUUUUACAAAUGUUCAAAAUACGCUUUCGUUUACUGCCGUCGAUGUGCUUAUGGAGUCGUUGGAUACAUUAAACCUACGAGUAGGCGAAUGUUCAUUUUUGGAGAUAGCCUUGGCCGAUGUCAACCAUUACAUUAACACUUUCGUUUUAGAAAAGAAAAUAAAUGUGGUACUCAUUUUCCCUCCAUUAAGUGCACGUAAUCGUUUUCUAGUGCAUACUCUGGUGCAACAAUUUUUUAAAGAAUUGAAUACCAUAUCUAUUGGUAGUAGCUACGGAAGACGCACAGUCGUUUAUCAUUCUUCACUUAAACCAAUGCUUUGUGAAACAGAGCUGGAUGAUGCUGAAAUGCAUGGUGAAAAUAAUUCUAGCAUACAUCGAGCAUAUAGAACUCCUAACGAAAGGAAGGCCCAAGAAAGAUUAUUUCAGUCACUUAAACCUAAAACAUUAAAUCCAAGUACAAGAUCCCAUCAGCGUAAACAAUGUAAAAGGCCAGAUAUACCUAUUUAUAUACCUAAAGCACUUAGGGGAUUAACCAAUAAUACUGUUUCCAAAACUAGCAGUACAAAUAGUAGUUCAGAUUCAACUCAAUCGAAUAAACUUGAUGCUAAUUCUAGAACUCAAAAUGAUUCAAGCAACACAUUAUAUUCAAAAGAUAUGAAGGAUUCAAUAUCAUUAUUUAAUCACAAUCAACAUAAUAAUAUUUUAUUAGCAUCUUUAGAUUCAUUUAAAUUUGUAGACUUAUCAAAUGAAAUGUUUAUUGAUGAUAUUAAUAAUGAAUUUAAGACUUCAUAUCACGAUGUUUCAUCUCAGUUCUCAGAUUCUGUAUCUUCUACUAUUCUUCCAGAUUCUGUAGGUAUAAGUGAAUGUAAUUCAAAUUCAUCUGUAACAAAUCAAAUAAUUAAAAUUAAAGAUGUUAACUUGGAGCAUAAUGAAUUAGAAUCUAAUAUUGUGGGAACUAAAAUUAACAACUGUGAUAGUGUUGUAACAGGAAGUGAAAAUGUCAGUAGUAUAAGUAUACAAAAUUCCACACCGGUUAAUACUGUUAAUUUACCUGACUAUCAAAUAUCAGAUGUUAACGAAAGUAUUACUACUAAUAAUGCACUAUGGCCUCAAAAAACUGCGGAAUCAAUGGAUCCAGUUUUAGUUAAUGAUAACAUUUCGGAAACGUCUAAUAACCAACCAGUUGAAUUGCAUAAAGAAAAUGAAGUUUGUUUUUCUAGUGUGCCUGAAAAAGCAUUACAAGAAGAACACGAUAUUAACUGUCCUCAUUAUUGUUUGGAUGAUAGUUUCACAAGUGGGUCAUUAACAGGUAUAGACAAAAAUGAUUCUAAAAACUUAAAUGAAGAGUUGACUGUUCAGCAAAGUCCAGUGUUAAUUAAUAAGUCUCUAGAAAUUCUUGACAUUAAUGAAAAGAAAAAUGAAAAGAAAAAAAAAAAGAAAAAGAUUUUAGAUGUAGAUGAAUGUAGCUGGGAAGAUAUGUAUGAUAAGGAGGAUGAUUAUAUACAUCCAUUACUUAUGAAAGAAUUAGUUUCUACAAUAGGAAAGGUUCAAGUACAAUGUGCAAAAGAAGAUUACCGUAGUUUUCAAACAAUUGAAGAACGAUCAGGUGACGGUGAGUGUGUUAUUGAGGUGUAUGGUUUUUCUUCUGAUCUGAAAACAAUUGAUCUAAUGAAUCAAUUUGCUGCGUUUCGUAAAAAACAUUUUGAAAUUAUUUGGGUGGAUGAUACUCAUGCAUUAGCAGUAUUUGAAAGUCCACAAUUAGCUGAUCAAGCAUUGAACACACCAUUAGUUCUUGUGAAAACCAGGCCUCUUAAGAAUGCUACCAAAGAGUCAAAACUCAGAGCGGCUACUGUUGUUCCUCUCCCAGCAACUAGGCCUAAAACUUGUACUGCAAUGGCCAGACGACUAGUGAGUAGUGCUUUAGGACUUAAGAUGAAUGUAUCACCAGAUCUUAUAAAUGCUGAACGUACAUUGUUGGCAAAUGCUAAAGAGAAAAAGAUUCGUGAUGCUCAACAAAAACACAAUAUAUGGAACAAUGAAUCAUGAUGACAUGAUCAUUACCAUAGUGUAAAAAAUAUAGUAAAUUAUUUUUUUAACGCCAC
Molecule: messenger RNA, 2380 nt
Organism: Myzus persicae (green peach aphid)
Lineage: Eukaryota; Metazoa; Arthropoda; Insecta; Hemiptera; Aphididae
Product: R3H and coiled-coil domain-containing protein 1
Exons: 7
Coding region: 330-2324 (664 amino acids)
Molecular function (GO): nucleic acid binding
Source: RefSeq, a predicted model, not a curated record